UCUACCCCAAUUUCUCCACGCUCCUCCACCCUCCACCCUCCACCCUAACAAAGGAAACUAGAAGGUACCGCUUAUAACCCUACGUGCAUUUUUCAAUAAUUGAGUUUCUCAGAUUACUAGAGUAUAUUAUAUGGAUAAAUUUUAAUUUACUAUAAUAGAAGUAAAAUAUGUUGAGUUAAUAUAGUGUUGCGGUUCUCUAAAUUAGCCUAUUAAGUAAUUUAAAGUGUGUUUAGGUGUCGGUCAUCAUCCGUUUAUUUUGAAGAUGAGUGCUACAAAACUAAGAAUUGUAGUAGGUUCCGAUCAAGCAGGUUACGAUUACAAAGAAAUCAUUAAAAAAGAUCUCGAGUCUAAUCCUGAAGUUGGAAUAGUUAUCGAUAUUGGAGUUCUGUCGAACACUACUAAAACAGCUUAUCCAAUAAUUGGUAUUGAGGCUGCCGAAAAAGUUGCUCAUGGUGAAGCUGAUAGAGCUAUUUUAAUAUGUGGCACAGGUUUAGGUGUUGCUAUUUCUGCCAACAAAGUUAAAGGUAUUAGAGCAGUAACAGCUCAUGAUUCCUUCAGCGUUGAAAGAAGCAUCCUAAGUAACAAUUGCCAAGUUUUGUGUAUGGGUCAAAGGGUUAUCGGAUCAGAACUUGCAAGAAGACUAGCUAAAGAGUGGUUAACUUAUGUAUUUGAUCAAACUAGCGCUUCUGCUGAAAAAGUUAAAGAGAUUGUAAAAUAUGAAGGAUGUGUAUUAUGAAGAGUCUCACUAGAUAUUAAUUAAUAGUUCA
This is a messenger RNA of Scheffersomyces coipomensis, 767 nucleotides long. RefSeq names its product RpiB/LacA/LacB family sugar-phosphate isomerase. The record is from RefSeq and is a predicted model, not a curated record. Gene Ontology annotation, biological process: carbohydrate metabolic process. Gene Ontology annotation, molecular function: isomerase activity. Bases 263 to 736 code for a protein of 157 amino acids. The transcript has a single exon. Lineage: Eukaryota; Fungi; Ascomycota; Pichiomycetes; Serinales; Debaryomycetaceae.